Messenger RNA from Cryptomeria japonica (Japanese cedar), 1113 nucleotides. RefSeq lists its product as uncharacterized. Gene Ontology annotation, biological process: ubiquitin-dependent protein catabolic process. Gene Ontology annotation, molecular function: ubiquitin-like protein conjugating enzyme binding; ubiquitin protein ligase activity; metal ion binding. Gene Ontology annotation, cellular component: endoplasmic reticulum. The record is from RefSeq and is a predicted model, not a curated record. The transcript is spliced from 2 exons. NCBI's taxonomy places the organism in Eukaryota, Viridiplantae, Streptophyta, Pinopsida, Cupressales, Cupressaceae. The coding region runs from base 298 to 936 and encodes 212 amino acids.
GUGCUAGGUAGUUUAUGCUUUUUAAGUAUAAGAGCUUAAUUAUUGCUUCGGAGAUUCUACAGAGAAUACCACUUGAUGUUGCUGGAUCACUGUAACAGCGCGCAGUUUUUACUUAGCCAAGUCAAUAUGCAUGUCUACCCUGCAGUCGAUGACUUUUUCUAGAGGAUAUUUUCUGGGGGGUAUGAGAAAAUCUGAUCCAAGCUAAAACCAUUUUCUAGAUGGAUCAAAACUAUUGUUAUUGUUUUAGUAAAAAUUUUGAAGGAGUCUGCGGGCCAAUUAAAUUCGUUCCUUUAAGGAAUGGGCUCAAAUUCAGAACAUUGUACAGAGGCGAUGAACCAGGCGUCUGGAUCAGGUGAUGGAGGCAGUUUUGAUUGCAAUAUAUGCUUAGAAUUAGCCCAAGACCCUGUGGUUACUCUGUGUGGGCAUCUCUUCUGUUGGCCCUGUCUGUAUAGAUGGCUACAAGAGCCCUCAAUAUCCAAAGAAUGCCCUGUUUGCAAGGCCACUGUAGUGGAAGAUAAGGUGAUUCCCUUGUAUGGAAGGGGCAAAGUGGGAUCUGCUGAUCCAAGGACAAAGUCGGUACCUGGUUUGAGUAUCCCCGAUAGGCCCUCUGGACAGAGGCCUGAUACAGUUAGGACUGGUACAGACCACCAUUACCAAUCCCAUGGCUUCAAUUUUAUGGCAGGGCCAGGUCAUAUGCCUGUUGGGUCCUUCGGAAACGUAACAUUUUCAGCGGGGUUUGGGCUGUUUCCUUCCCUUUUUGGAUUCCAAAUGCAUGGUUUUGCCGAUGCACCUUAUGGCAGUGCAGGUAUGCCCAAUGGGUUUCAUCAUGGAGGUCCGCAGUAUCCAAUAAGACGACAUCGGCGGCAGGAGGCCUUCCUGUCAAGGCUGUUCGUAUUCUUGCUUUGUUGUUUAGUUGCCUGUCUUCUGUUUCUCUGAGCUGAUUUUUUCCAGCCCGUUAUUUACUCAGCAAGUUUUAAAUAGGAGAUUUUGGGCUUCGUUGGGGGUAUUGAAACAAAUCUGCAUUUUGUCUUAAGUUGGAAAACUACACUUAUGGUACAGUGCAUCUAAUGUAAUUGCUAUUUUGUAUUUAAUGUAAAUAAAUGCUUGGAUGAA